This is a messenger RNA of Biomphalaria glabrata, 1794 nucleotides long. RefSeq lists its product as uncharacterized. The transcript has a single exon. Gene Ontology annotation, molecular function: nucleic acid binding; zinc ion binding. Bases 1 to 1794 code for a protein of 597 amino acids. The record is from RefSeq and is a predicted model, not a curated record. Lineage: Eukaryota; Metazoa; Mollusca; Gastropoda; Planorbidae.
AUGGCCGAGAAAGUAUACGGUGACCUACUAAAACUAUAUGAAACGGGGAAGAGUCUUGGCUACCAAAGAGAAGAAUUGGACGAGUGGGUUGCUAAAAUCAUAAAACAGAAUGAGGAGAGAGAUGCUAGAAUGGAAGAGAGGAAAGAAAGAGAAGAAGAAAGGAAAGAAAAGGCGAAAGUAGAAGAAGAAAAGGCGAAAAUAGAAGAACGGAAGAUGGCAAUGCAGGAAGAAGAGAUGAGAUUUAAAUGGAAACUAGAAGAGGACCAAGUAGCGGCCAAAAUAAAAAGAGACGACGAGGAAUCGAAGGCCAAAAUUGCCGCAAUCGAAAAAGAGAGUAAAGCAAAGGAUGAAGAGGAGCAGGAAAAUAGGAACACGAGGAAAAGAAAUACGCCCCAAACAAAGAGACAAAAAUUCGUGGAAGGCACGGAUAAGAUGGAUGCAUUUAUCAACAGAUUUGAAAUGCUGAUGAAACUUGAAAAGGAACCACAACACGAAUGGGCUAUACAACUUCUCAGUUUGGUCGGAGGAAAGGCCCUCGAUGCACUACAAGUCCUAAGCGAUGACGAGGUAGCAAACUAUGCCAUCCUCAAGAAAACAUUACUUGAUUUUUAUCAAUACAGCGAAGACGACUACCGACAGAAGUUUCAUGAGCUAAAACCACCAUCAGACGGCAACAUGAAGCAAUUUGUUUCUGAUGUGAAAAUAACGUUCGAAAAAUGGGUUCAAGCGUCUGGGAUUGAAGAAUCCUUCGAGAGUCUGAAGCAGUUUAUCAUCGUGGACAAAAUCAUAUCAACAGCUGGGAAGCAUUUGUUUGCUUUCCUACAGGAAAGAAAACCGAGAAGUGUGGAGACCGUUAUGGAACUGUGUCAAACUUAUGUAGCAGCACAUCCGGGCGAAAUACUACAAAAGGUUGAAAACAGUGAAGAAAUCGAAUUUGCCGCCACAACAGUCCCUACGGCAGCACGAUUUACAAAGAAAGAAACAGCACAGCAACGUAGUCCACCACAAGACAGAAAUAUACAGAGAUAUACAGAGAGAGAACAAAAUGAUUAUAGACCAAAUCAGUCAUCGGCCCAGAGAAAUGAAGUGAGAUGCUACAACUGUGGGAGAAUGGGGCACAUAGCGAAGUAUUGUCGAGAUACCCGGAGAACAGAAUACUACAAGAACGAUAUUGUAGCCCAUGUUGGAGGCUUGGCGGAUAGCCUUUCACCGUACGUUUGUCCAGCUAUAGCAAAUGGCUAUCAUACCCACGCCCUGCGCGAUACUGGGGCCACCAAAUGUGUACUCUUAGCUAAACUUGUGAGACCUCACCAGUACACUAAGAGACAAUGCAGAGUACAAGGUUUCGUAGGGCAAAUAAAGAGCUACCCAACAGCUAUAGUACACAUUAACUCUCCGUAUUUCAAUAAAAAGGUUGAAGCUAUAGUUGUUGAGAAUGGUCCAUUCGAAGUGGUGAUAGGGAAUGUACCAAAUAUAGAGUGUCCCAGUGAGGCUCAGAUCGACAGAUGGAAACAAUUUUUUAACUGGGAGCCAACACAAGAAGCUGAUGACAUCGACCAAUCAGCAACAACUGAAUUUCAAGGGAAACCACAAAUGAGACAAGACUACGAUCCUACAGACGAAGAAAACAGUAGUCCAACAAUUCCUUUAGAAACGAUACAACAAGUUGAAGACAGACAACAAAAACUAAAACCAGAACAAGAAAGUUUUGAUCAUGUUGGCAGUAACGAAAAUAAGGAAAAACGGAAUUUGACGUCGUCGAAGAAGAGAAACGAAAGGAAACAGCAAACGUAA